GCCAGUCGUGGCACCCUGAGAAACCUUGUUGUUGCCUUUCAUUUGAGUUGAAAACAAUUGCAUUGACUUCCAAAAUGGGCUUGCCUACGAUUCGUCACCUAUACGUGCUUGUUGUUCGCCUUUGUCUUUAAAGCGGCGGCCGUGUCAAUGAUGACGCAGCACGAAUUGGAACAUGCGGGCAUUUGAACUCUGCGAGACCUGCGAGACUUUUGCUCUUGGAGAAAUAACGGAGAGAAAGGAAGGCAACGCUGUUUGAAAUAAACGAUUAGAAAUGGGGUUCUCUCGCAUCCAAAAGGCGCUGUUUGCGGGAUUUGCUGGAAGAAGCCGCCUGCGUGUCACUGACGCUCGCCGCGUCAUGCAAAGAGGGCGCCAAACGUCACGUCAGGUGGCCGGGGGCCCCCUCCGCACACGCUUUGCAAAAUUUAAAAGCAAAAGGCUCAAAGUGUCCCCUGCGUGUCAAAGCCGCUUGCUGACGUUUGCUGUAUGUGACGUGCGGAUCAUGAUCUUGCAGGGUACGGCGGGCGGAGCAGCCAUCACUUGCCCACUGCGCUCGCUGCCAGCUGCCUGACCGCGUUCGCCUUGUGCCCUACCUACCUACCUACCUGUCGCCGCCGCCAAGACUUGUUGCGGACUCCGUGCCUGCUUGGAGAGAGAUCGUCUGCAAUGCUGAACCCCAAGAUGCAGCUUGCACUUGUGCUGCUCCUCGAGUUCUUGUGCCUCGCUGCUGCUGCUGCUGCUACCGCUGAAGCCGCACCCUGCUCGUGCGAUGCGGACAACAUAUGCACCUGCAAUGUGGGUCAAAAGCUCGAAUUGCUUUACGACGUUCCGACUUCCAACACGAUCGCCUGGAAGAAGGAUGGAUCAGUUCUCUCCGACACCUGGGCAGUCGUCGACGCCGAUGACUCAAAUAAGAAGGCGACGAUCACAUCACUGAAGACCGGCGACGAAGGGACAUACGCGGCCAUCGACGGGACUACCCUUGUUGACUGUACGGUGAAGGUGUUCUUUGUCAAGAUUGUGGAUCGGGUCACCAGUGUCACGGUCAAGCGUUACACUGGAAACACGGUGGCUCUCCACUGCCUCGUUGGGGAUGACUGGAAGAAAUUCAAAACAUUCGAGUGGAAGAAGGACGACAAGGCCAUCAGUCCUUCAAGCAAGUACAAAUUGAAAAUGAAGAACGCGAUGCUGAUCAUCAUUGGCGCCAGCGCAUCCGACAACGGUGACUACUGUUGCGCUGGCAAAUCAUUCGACGGCGCGCAGAAGCUAUCCGCGACCUUGCCACUCAGGGUCUAGUGAGCAGCAGGGCGCUGCUUGCUCCUGUCUGUCUCGAUGUUAUGAUACGGCGGUGUCAACGUGCAAGAUGACUCUUGGAAAACCGCGAGCCAGCCGGGUCUUGAUGGUCUUCAGCUUGAAGGAAGCGGCAAAGUUGCUUUGCAGCAUCACAGGCAGGAGAGCCUGGAAUGCGCCGCCGCCGCGGGAUUUGCAAACGUUCUUUUUCCUCAUUUUCAUGCAUCAGUUUGAUUGUAGUUUAUGUCGCAUUACGUGUGGUCAGAUGCUGCCUUGCUUCCAAAGGAUUCUCCCAAUUAUGUGCAUGCUCAUGGUUUGAAUCUUUAUAACUUGAAUAAAGGCCAAAUUUGUUAUAC
Molecule: messenger RNA, 1643 nt
Organism: Syngnathus acus (greater pipefish)
Lineage: Eukaryota; Metazoa; Chordata; Actinopteri; Syngnathiformes; Syngnathidae
Exons: 4
Coding region: 664-1293 (209 amino acids)
Source: RefSeq, a predicted model, not a curated record